AUGCGAGGACGGCCGGCCAAGCGAGCCUUCAGGUCUGCGGGCCUUUGCAGUCUAUGCAUGCUCUUCGUCGCGGUUGCCACCCCGUCCUGGGCGUGGUUGGGUCGCCACGAGGAGGAAGAGAGGCCAAAAUUGCCGGUGAUGGACGUCGACCUCGUGGAGCUAGAGGUGCCCGCGAACGCAGCACCUGUAUCCUUCCAGAUGUCGAAGCUGUACAUUCCCAUCAUUCCAGAAGUGGCCACCUUUCUGAACCAAAGCGACCUGGAAUGGAGCUACCGUGACGAGAAUCCGCUCACCGGCCGACCGCGAUUCCACGUGUAUGUGCUCGGACAGCCGUUCCGGAUAAAGAACAAGACAGUGCAAGGAAUUCACACAGUCAUCGAGCUUCCCGACCAAGUCUCGACAGCUUCCUGCAAGGUUGCUGCCAUCAACGCCGAGGCUGAGCUUGGUUCCGAGCAGCACAUCGGGCCCUUUCGCGCUGUUCUUCUGGUUUGCCAGGCCUUCGUACAUGGGCUGGCUGAUGCCGUGCUUGGUGACUUCCCUGGCUUGCCCGACGGCUGCUUUGCAUUCCGGAUGGUCGAGGAGAGCUGCGAGAUCUCCUUGCGCUCAAAUGACGCGCUGGGGAGAAGCGGGCAGGUGUCUGUGUCACCGUGCCAGGGGAGGCAGAACGGUGCUUUCGUUGCGAAGCAGGCUCCUGGGGGCUUUCUCAGUGGUUUCCAGUUCCUGCGAGACUCAGAGUCCAGCGCAGGCUUCCGGUCCUGGACUUCCUUUCAGAACUCCUACGAGCUCGUCGGCAUAGGCGAGGAGAAUGACCGCAGAUGUUUGCACAACCACAUGCUGCACCAGAUGGAAGCGAAAAAGAGCAACAGAUUUGUCUGCGAUUUCUGCCGGCGGAAGAUCGUUCAGGGCGAGUUAUUCUGGUCCUGCGAGCGAUGCGUUUGGGAUGUGUGCCAGGCCUGCUAUGCCAAAGGCGCCAGAUUCAAAGCAGGCAGCGAGAUUGAAUUGAUCCAGCCUUUUCAUCACUACCGAAGGCACACUUCCGGGAUCAUUCAGGAGGUCAUCGACGACAGCGAGGGGAGGCACCAGCAAUUGCUCGUCACCCUGCGCCACGAAGAUAGCCCUUCAGAAGAAAGACUGCAACGGGAGGACUUCUCAAAGAUCCGGGUUAUCGAGAAAAGCCAGCUGAAUGUCAGGCUUGUAGUGGGAGUUUGCCUCAUCGUGGCGUUUUUCCUGUAUGGAAUCCUCGAUCAUCAUCGACUCAGUCGUCUGAUUUCACGUUUGGUCCACUGGUGCCGGACGAUAGGCAUGUGGUCAGCACUGAUUCUCUUCCUUGUUUCUUCGGUGCUCCCGGUGAUCAUGCUGCCGGUUUUCCCCGUCAUGGCACUUUCUGGACCAUUGUUUACCAAACUGAAUGAUGGAGAGGCCGUCACAGGUGGUGCGAUUGCUUUCGGCGUCGUCUUCAGUGGCCUUUGGGUCGGCAGUGUCUUGGCCUUCGCUUUGGGCAAGACGCUGCUGAACGAUUAUGCCCGGAAAGCAAGCAAGCACAGCCGCGUGCUGCGGCGGCUAAACCGAGUGAAGAUUGUCUUCAUGGCACGGAGCUUGCCAAUUCUGCCAGCGGAAGUCUUUGACUACGCUUGCGCAAUGACGACUUUGGCAGUGCAUGAGUAUGCCAUCGGAUGUUUAGGCUCGGCGGUCCCCGUGGCGUUCUGGACCUUCAGCACUGCACAGGCCUCAGAUCUCACGAGCCCGAAGCGGUCGCAAGCCACCCACUUGGCGCUGAUCAUUAUCAAUGUUGGAUGCCUGGCACUUCUCACUGUCCUACUCGUUGGCGUCAUCCAGAAGCACGAGCAGGAGCAUGCAGAAGAGGAUGAGACAAUACAAAUAGCCUGGAAUACUGGUUGGAAGGAUCCGAAGACAGAGAUUUUACAGGUUCUCAGAUUCCAUCAGCUAGAUCCACACAAAGAAGGUAGAGAUUUUACCAUCCGGGACUGCAACAACAAGCUGCUGCAGCUGGGGGGUGUCCUUUCGAUCGGCUCUUUCCUCAUCCGGAAGUGGGACCGGAUCUUCAAGUGA
This is a messenger RNA of Symbiodinium necroappetens, 2070 nucleotides long. Lineage: Eukaryota; Dinophyceae; Suessiales; Symbiodiniaceae. The record is from the annotation of a GenBank genome assembly.